Anopheles funestus (African malaria mosquito) is the source of this 1654-nucleotide messenger RNA. Its product is annotated as phenoloxidase-activating factor 2-like. Gene Ontology annotation, biological process: proteolysis. NCBI's taxonomy places the organism in Eukaryota, Metazoa, Arthropoda, Insecta, Diptera, Culicidae. Bases 258 to 1409 code for a protein of 383 amino acids. The transcript has 4 exons. The record is from RefSeq and is a predicted model, not a curated record. Gene Ontology annotation, molecular function: serine-type endopeptidase activity.
AUGCAUUUUCAGUGGCGAUGGAGGCCGAGCUGCUUCCACGUUUUCCGUCCAAUAAACGUGUUGUUCGAUCGCAGAUCGCAAUAAGUGUCCAGAGCUCCAUUGUGCUUUCCGUUAUCACUACUGACUUAUGACUCAUAAUAGAUGUCGUACCGGGAAAUCAUUCGUUUGUCUUAUCAAGAAAUGUGUAAUGGGUUUUCUUUUCGUUGCUUGUAUGAAACAUAUAGGCUGUUCUAGCUGUUCUUCAUCGAUCAGUAGGAAUGCAAUCGUCGAACGUGCAGGAUCGAGAAAUUUCCUUCACCAUGAUGCAUUGUUGGGGGUAUCUGUUAGUGAUCUGCAGUGGCAUGAUCAUUUCAUGCGUAGCGAAUGAUAACGCGGGUGAUUUUCAAGCAUGUCGGGAAGGUUACUGUGUAUUGGAAGAUUUGUGUCCAGAUGGAAUGUACAACGAAUCAUAUGUGCAGUCUAAGGAUAUUAUUGUGAUACGACUGGGUAAAGUAUGCCCGGAAAAGGAAGUGUGCUGCACAAAUGUUUCAAAAUCUACAGCAACUAAGCCUGCAUAUAGGGCUAAUUCAGCGGAGAGAGAAGAUGCUCCGGUACUAAACGUAUCCAAUUUUGAGUGUGGCGAGUUUAACGAGAAUGGAUUGUUUUAUGAACUGCGACAUAAUGACUCGCUGGCGCAGUAUGCCGAAUAUCCCUGGAUGGUGUACAUAAUGAAGAAACAAUCAUCCCCAACUGGUAGUAACUUUGUCUGUGGAGGUACAUUGAUUCAUCCUCGGUUUGUGGUUACAACGGCUCACAAUACGGAUGGAAAUUCGGACUUGAUCGCACGCUUCGGUGAAUGGGAUAUUAGCACCACGCACGAACCAUUUCCACAUAAGGAAAUUAGCGUUAAGGAGAUCAUCAAACAUCCCAAAUUUGUGCACAACCCGUUGCAGAACGAUAUUGCACUGCUUUUGCUUGUGGAAGACGUGCAAUACCAGCCACACAUUCGGCCUAUAUGUUUGCCGCAGCCAGACGAUCAGUUCGUAGGGAAACGUUGCAUUUCCAUCGGCUGGGGCGUCCAGCGAGGAGCUUACGCGAACGUGAUGAAGAAAAUAACGCUUCCUGUUAUCGAGCACAGAAACUGUAAUCAGAUGCUGCGUUUAGCUGGACUUGGACCGUACUAUAAUCUUCGGGAGGGUUUCAUGUGUGCCGGUGGUGAAGCUGGUAUCGAUAUGUGUAAAGGUGACGGAGGAUCCCCACUCGCGUGCCAAACUGACAGUGGAACAUUCGUGCUGGCUGGGAUCGUAUCGUGGGGCAUUGGCUGUGGAGGUCAUAAUUUACCAGGUGUAUACGUUGCUGUGAAUCGCUACGUAAAUUGGAUCAAUGAUGUCCUCUUGAACCGCGUUAUGGAUUUUGAUAUUAAAUUGUAAAACAGCAGCAGCGGACAGGCGAAUCUGUUCGGAUAUGAAAUAAAUAUGCACGGGGCCCCAAGUAUCCUCUUAGUUUGCGUACCGCUUCAUCCGCUCAUGGCCAGAACCAAUUCGUUUGGUGUUUGAGCAUGCGGCCCCUUCAAGCCACGCGGUCGCUUAGUUCGCUUAUAGGAAAAUCCGCCUCUGGUUAAGUAACUAUGUAUUGAUUUGCUAAAUAAAUGUUGUCCAGAUUUUCGCCACCAUGA